Oryza sativa Japonica Group (Japanese rice) is the source of this 3955-nucleotide messenger RNA. Lineage: Eukaryota; Viridiplantae; Streptophyta; Magnoliopsida; Poales; Poaceae. The record is from RefSeq and is a predicted model, not a curated record.
UCUUUCUCCGAUGAAUCUAAACAGACUGCCCCUUUUAAACAUCCGUGUCCUUUCAGUGCUCUACACUUUGCUUCGUACACCACCGUUUGUGUUCUGAUACAGAAAAUAACCUCGUUUGACGUAGUGUCAAAACCUGUGCUGUUAAGGCUUACUCUCUCCAUCCACAAGAGUAAACUAUUUCAUAUUUUAUUUUUUUUUUCUAAAUAAGUUGUUUCUAUUGGUAGUCUUUAUUCAUCUAAAAUUUAAAUAGAGAGGUAAAAUUAAAUGUUUGAUCAGAAUCCGAGUAGUCAUAUUAAUACUCAUUGUUGCAUGCGUGUAUAUACUUCUUGAUUUUUGUUAGAUACAAUAUGAGUUAACUUCUACUUAAUUUUGGUGACGAAAGUAAUACGUACGUACAUAACUUUUGUGGAAUAGAGUAUAUUACUUGUUCCUUAUGCUUUAUUCUAUUUGUUUGCACAGAUCUCUCAUUGCACAAAAACAAUAUGACAUCAAACAACUGAUACAUAUUUCCGUAGAAAAAACAAACGGAUUCAAACUUCUGCAUAUUUCAAUUAAUAUCUGACACGUUCUCCCGAUUUGCAUGAAACUUUUUUUCUCUCUCUCUUCCUAGUUCUUUUUUUAUAUUUUUCUUCUUCUCGUGGUGUACAUGUGAGUGGCAGUGCAGCCAGUCAUAAAUUCAGAAUGCAUAAUUUCUCAAACCCAAGUCCUCAAGGGCGUACUGUACGUACGCACGUGCUGAAUGCUAGCUAGCAAUAAUCAAAUCGUUUAACUUGACUUGGAAGAUAGUACUCCCUCCCACCCUAAGUUGCUAUACUAUGGGACGGAUGGAGUAUAACACAAGUACACAGUUAAUAUUUCAUAUUAGUAGAACAACCCACCGUCUAUCCCACAGGCUUAGAAAUGGCACAGGUAAGAAACGAGAGACUGCAUAAAGUUUACUUUGCAAGAUUUGGUUAUGUAUCAAGAUAGCUUAGCCCUAAACCACCUAAAAUAGGGUACGAGGGAUUUAAGAGUCCGGAUUAAAUAUAUGAGUGGUGUAUUUUUUUUCUUUCAUAAUUGAAGAGGUUAAUUAUUGUACUUUUUGUAAUAGUUGAGGUGGUGAACUGGACCUACGAUGAAAGGGAGUGAUAUAGAUAGCUGAAUCAUAAACUAGAUCUAGAUGACUUCGCUUAUAUUAUUAUUACUUUUUCAGCAUAAACCCAUGUUGCAUGUAACAUAGAAUCAUAUUGUGUAGUAUCGUUAUAGGGUAGUUGUGGAUGAUACUUCCUAUGAGUUCAGCAUGCUUAGGACAAUUCCUCAGAGCUUCACCCCGUGGGAUGAUAGAGCAGUUCAACAGAGCACCUCCUCUUCGUGUGAGCAUAAGAGGAGCUGCAGGUGUUGAGAAGAGCCUGGGAUUAGGGAGGAAUGCGGGAAGCCAACAAGGCAUGCAGAAGAACCAACUGCAGGAUAAGAUAAGGAAGCAACUUCGGGAAGUUCAAUUAUCACCAUCUUCAUACGACACGGCAUGGGUAGCCAUGGUGCCAGUGCAGGGCUCUCAUCAAACUCCACGCUUCCCGCAAUGUAUCGAGUGGAUACUGCAAAACCAACAUGAUGAUGGAUCUUGGGGCACAAACCUGCCAGGUUCGGUUGUCAACAAAGACAUUCUUUUGUGUACAUUGGCAUGUGUUGUUGCACUGAAAAGAUGGAAUACUGGACGAGAUCACAUCAGCAGAGGACUGAAUUUUAUUGGAAAAAAUUUCUGGGUUGCCAUGGAUGAGCAAACUAUUGCUCCUGUGGGUUUUAACAUUACCUUUUCUGGCUUGCUUAACCUUGCCACUGGAACGGGUUUGGAAUUCCCUGUUAUGCAAACAGAUAUUGAUGGGAUUUUUCACAUGCGGAAGAUUGAAUUGGAAAGGGAUGCUUAUGGUACAGCUUCAUCAAGAAGAGCCUUCAUGGCAUAUGUGUCUGAAGGGUUGGGCAGCCUACAAGAUUGGGAUCAGGUAAUGGCAUAUCAAAGGAAGAACAGAUCGAUUUUCAACUCACCUUCUGCAGCUGCUGCUACAGUAAUCCAUGGCCACAACGAUAGUGCCCUCUGUUACUUGGAUUCACUUGUAAGCAAGCUCGAUGGCCCAGUCCCAGUGAUGUAUCCGCAAAAUGCUUACUCACAGCUUGGCAUGGUGGAUACUCUUGAAAAGAUGGGUAUCUCUAAUAAUUUUUCUUGUGAAAUAAGUGAUAUAUUGGACAUGAUAUACAGGUUAUGGAUACACAACGAGGAGGAGCUAAUGUUGGACAUGGGAACAUGUGCGAUGGCAUUUCGCCUACUACGUAUGCAUGGUUAUGACAUCAGUUCAGAUGGAAUGGCUCAAUUUGUGGAACAAUCCAGCUUUGAUGACUCAAUUCAUGGAUAUCUAAAUGAUACUAAGGCUUUGCUGGAGUUGUACAGAAGUUCACAAAUUCGUUGCUUGGAAGAUGAUUUGAUUCUACAAGAUAUUGGUUCUUGGUCAGCAAGAGUACUACAGGAAAAAAUAUCUUCCAAAAUGACACACAAAUCAGAAAUGCUAGAGGUGGAGUAUGCCUUGAAAUUCCCAGUCUAUGCCACCUUGGAAAGGCUAGAGCAGAAGAGGAACAUAGAACAAUUCAAGACCAAGGAACAACUAAAAAUUGAGGGCUUCAAGCUGCUGAAAUCAGGAUACCGUGGCGCUAUUACACAUGACGAAAUUCUAGCUUUGGCUGUUGACGAAUUCCAUUCCUCUCAAUCUGUCUACCAACAAGAACUCCAAGACCUUAAUAGUUGGGUGGCACAGACCAGAUUGGAUGAGCUGAAAUUUGCAAGAUUAAUGCCAUCGAUCACCUAUUUCAGUGCUGCUGCAACCAUGUUCCCUUCUGAAUUAUCCGAAGCCCGCAUUGCAUGGACCCAGAACUGCAUCUUGACGACCACAGUCGAUGACUUCUUUGACGGUGAUGGAUCAAAAGAAGAAAUGGAGAACUUGGUCAAAUUAAUAGAGAAGUGGGACGGGCACGGUGAGAUUGGCUUCUCCUCCGAGUGUGUAGAGAUUCUAUUCUAUGCUAUUUACAACACGAGCAAGCAGAUUGCGGAAAAGGCCGUGCCGCUGCAGAAACGCAAUGUCGUGGAUCAUAUCGCCGAAUCGUGGUGGUUCACAGUGAGGGGCAUGUUGACCGAGGCAGAAUGGAGGAUGGACAAGUAUGUGCCAACAACAGUGGAGGAGUACAUGUCAGCUGCCGUGGACUCCUUUGCUCUAGGCCCCACCAUCACCUCAGCGGCAUUGUUCGUCGGACCAGAGCUCUCGGAAGAGGUUUUCAGGAGCAAGGAGUACAUCCACCUAAUGAACCUUGCGAACACUAUCGGCCGCCUUCUCAAUGACAUGCAGACAUACGAGAAGGAAAUCAAAAUGGGGAAGGUCAAUAGCGUCAUGUUGCAUGCUCUUUCCCACAGCGGCGGCGGCCGCGGCUCACCGGAGGCAUCGAUGGAGGAGGCCAAGAGAGAGAUGAGGAGGGUUCUCCAGGGUAGUAGGUGUGACCUCCUAAGGCUGGUGACUAGAGAUGGGGGGGUUGUUCCUCCACCGUGCAGGAAGCUCUUCUGGUUCAUGAGCAAGGUUUUGCACUUCGUCUACAUGGAAAAGGACGGGUAUUUCACGGCCGAUGGGAUGAUGGCAUCAGCAAAUGCGGUGAUUCUUGAUCCCCUGCAAGUGACACUUCUUCCAUCUGGUUUGGGAACGCUGUGACCAAACAAAACCUGAAAUUUGUACUGUGUUAAGCUGCCUGAAAGUGUUUAUUGCUCGUGUAGCUUUCCUGCAAAUUAUAACUACUAGGUCGAAAUAAGUUACUUGUAAUGUCUAUCACUCAAUAAUUCUUGGUCUAGAAAGCAUGUAGUGUAUUCAAACGUUCAACGUUUUACUCGUAAGUAUGAAAUAAGUUGCUUGUAAUGUAUACAACUACUCUUUUCAGUCCUGCAAAA